CAUAGAAAAAGUUAUUUGUGGUGUGCAACCCCAAACACCAUAAGAAAAGCCAUAUCUACUAUCUAGCAACCCCAAACACAAACCCAGAUCCAGAGAGAGGGAGAAAAAAAAAAUGGAUUCAAUCUUAAAUUACCUAAAGACGACCGAAAUAACCGGAAUCCUUUGUCUAAUAAUCUUACUCUAUAUACUUCUCCGACCCUUCAAAAAUGGUGGUAACCUCAAAGGACCUCCCAUGGCAGCUGGUGCAUGGCCUAUAGUGGGUCACCUUCCAUUGUUGCGCGGUUCACAGCCACUUCACAAAACUUUAGGCGCCAUGGCUGACAAAUACGGACCCCUUUUCACCAUCAAGCUCGGCGCCACAGAGACCAUAGUAGUCAGCAACUGGGAAAUGGCCAAAGAGUGCUUCACCACAAACGACAUGACCGUUUCGUCUCGUCCCAAGACCAUUGCAAUGGAGAACCUUACCUACAACUUCGCCGCUUUUGGUUUAGGACCGUACGGUCCAUACUGGCGAGAGCUUCGCAAGAUCACAACCUUAGAGCUUCUCUCGAAUCGCCGAAUAGAGCUUCUAGGCGAUGUUCGCGUCUCUGAAGUUCAAGCCUCUGUUAAUGAGCUCUAUAGUCUUUGGUCCAGAAAGAAAAACAAUGACGGUUACGUGUUAGUGGAGAUGAAAGAAUGGUUUUCACGACUGACCUUCAACACGGCUCUUAGAAUGAUUGCCGGAAAGAGAUACUUUGGUGGUGCUACCGCAGAUGCUGUGCCGGCGGCUGGCGGCGAGGAAAAGGCGAAAAAGUGUUUAAAAUUAAUCGAUGAUUUUAUGCAUCUUUUGGGAUUAUUUACUGUGGGAGAUGCUAUUCCUUCGUUGAGGUGGAUGGAUUUUGGAGGCCAUGAGAAAGCCAUGAAAAAAACUGCUAAGGAAUUAGACAGUGUUUUGAGUGAAUGGUUGGAGGAGCAUAAAAUAAAUUUCGGGAAAAAAGCUUCCAGUGAACGAGAUUUCAUGGAUGUUAUGAUCUCUAUUCUCGGAGAAUCAAAGAUUCAUGGGUUUGAUGCUGAUACCAUAAUUAAAGCCACAUCAAUGUCAAUGAUUGCUGGAGGAACUGAUACAACUAGUGUUACUCUUACAUGGGCACUAUGUUUAUUAUUAAGAAAUCCUCGUACAUUGAAAAAAGUAAAAGAAGAACUUGAUAGCCAAAUCGGAAGCGAGAGAUGCAUAACAGAAUCAGAUCUAAACAAAUUAGUGUAUCUUCAAGCUAUAGUGAAGGAGACACUAAGAUUGUAUCCAGCAGGUCCUCUUGGAGCACCUCGGGAAUUCAUAGAGAAUUGCACUUUAGGUGGAUUUCAUGUCAAAAAAGGAUCUCGAUUAGUUGCGAAUAUUUGGAAAAUUCAAAGUGAUCCAAGUAUUUGGUCAGAUCCCUUGGAAUUCAAACCAGAGAGGUUUCUCACAACUCACAAAGACAUUGAUGUUAAGGGUCAGCAUUUCGAGCUUUUGCCAUUUGGAAGUGGUAGAAGGAUUUGUCCUGGAAUCUCAUUUGCCCUUCAAAUGGUUCACUUUGCUUUGGCUAGGUUCUUGCACUCGUUUGAAAUUUUACAACCUUCUCCUGAUGAACCAAUUGAUAUGACUGGCAUCCUCGGAUUAUCCUAUGCCAAAACUACUCCAAUUGAGAUUUUGAUCAAGCCAUGUUUGGCUCUUGCUUGUUAUGAAACCAUGUAAGAUUUAGUAGUAUUGUCAUCUUGUUAAAUUAUAUAUAUGUCCGUGUUCGUGUAGUACAAGUAUAUGAGGCUAUGAAGUGUAAUGCAGAAGAUUUGAUUUGGAAUUAAUGCCAGACAAAGAUCUGAUAUCUGGUAUUAAAUCUAUGGCUUAAAUUUGGAAAUUACACUUUGUGAAGUUGGAUAUUGAUCUAUUGAAAUAUCUUAGUGUGGUUAUGGAUUAAAU
Messenger RNA from Arachis ipaensis, 1933 nucleotides. RefSeq names its product cytochrome P450 82A4. Gene Ontology annotation, molecular function: monooxygenase activity; oxidoreductase activity, acting on paired donors, with incorporation or reduction of molecular oxygen; iron ion binding. NCBI's taxonomy places the organism in Eukaryota, Viridiplantae, Streptophyta, Magnoliopsida, Fabales, Fabaceae. The record is from RefSeq and is a predicted model, not a curated record.